AUUACUCGAGAAAAACCUUAUCAAGACUGUAUGUCUUGUCGCAUCAUCGGAACCGGAGCCCUCGCAGGCGUCGGAAUAGCUGCGUUAAACAAGUCCCGAGCACACCAACCUGGAUCACUCAUGGGCAAGAGACUUAUGGCUGGAAUGGGU
Molecule: messenger RNA, 150 nt
Organism: Stereum hirsutum FP-91666 SS1
Lineage: Eukaryota; Fungi; Basidiomycota; Agaricomycetes; Russulales; Stereaceae
Exons: 1
Source: RefSeq, a predicted model, not a curated record